AUGCAAAUGGACAUCCCAUUACUCCCGCCAGAAGUUCUUCUCCUAAUAGCUCGGCUCUUAGGCCCGCGGGACUUGAUCCACCUGGCCCGAGCCAUGCCCGGCAUGGACCGGCUCUACAAACCCAAAUAUUGGGUUCCCAUCAAGGACGAAGGAGGCGAUACAAUGCUCCAUAUAGCCGCGGCAACUGGAUGGAUAGAGAUCAUUGACUCGCUUCUCUCAAAGAAUUUUGAUCUUGCCGUACGGAACAGUCAAGGGUACACCGCUCUACACUACGCCUCUCAAAGAGGCCAAUACCAUGUGGCAUGUUUACUACUAAAUGCCGGUCUUAACCCUAAUAUCGCCGCGCAAGGGGGGGUGAGGGCAUUGAAUCUGGCAGUCAGCGGCAGAAAAGCCCGGUUGGUUCAACUCUUGCUCGAGAACGGGGCUGAUAUUAUGGGCUUGACAGCGGGUGACUGUUCGGUUCUUCACUGGGCAGUCUCGACUCAGGACACAGAUAUAACCAAGCUACUUCUUAGUAAAGGGGCAGAUGUCACCAAAGAGGAUAUGUUUGGUCGGACGCCACUGCAUCUGGCUGCAGCGGAAGGGGAUAUGAAAAUCGUCGAGCUACUCUGCCAAGCUGGUUCUAACACACUGUCCCCUGAUCAUGAUGGGAAUACACCGGCAGAUGUGGCGGAACAGCAGGGCUGGCCGUUGACAGCCAAGCAAAUUCAAGGCUUGCGACGAGAUAAUAGAUCUUUAAUGUCUUUUCAUGACCUUUUGACCUUCAUGAGAAGCGCGUUAGGAUGGGUAUAG
Messenger RNA from Aspergillus affinis, 792 nucleotides. Its product is annotated as ankyrin repeat domain-containing protein. The coding region runs from base 1 to 792 and encodes 263 amino acids. The record is from RefSeq and is a predicted model, not a curated record. NCBI's taxonomy places the organism in Eukaryota, Fungi, Ascomycota, Eurotiomycetes, Eurotiales, Aspergillaceae. The transcript has a single exon. Gene Ontology annotation, molecular function: protein binding. Gene Ontology annotation, cellular component: nucleus; cytoplasm.